AUGGCUUUCGCACAUAUAAAAGCACCCGUAUUGGAUACUCCUUUACCAUUCAACAGAAGUCGAAGGCUUAUGAAACGAUUUAGACAAUUAUAUUUUUGCGUCGAGUUGUCUUUCGAAAUCGCUUCAAAUGAUAAUGGAGGUAAAAAUUCAGGAUAA
Sclerotinia sclerotiorum 1980 UF-70 is the source of this 156-nucleotide messenger RNA. RefSeq lists its product with no specific name. Bases 1 to 156 code for a protein of 51 amino acids. NCBI's taxonomy places the organism in Eukaryota, Fungi, Ascomycota, Leotiomycetes, Helotiales, Sclerotiniaceae. The transcript is spliced from 2 exons. The record is from RefSeq and is a predicted model, not a curated record.